AUGAAGGUGUCGGUAUUCUUACUAUUCGUUUCUCUAUUUUUGGCAACUAACUGUUUAUCGUACCCGCAAAGAACAGAUCCAGUCAGAUAUACAAAUAACCAUAGUGCCUCAAAAAUUGUAAGCCACGAAAAUAAUAUUGGAUUUGGAAAUUAUAACUUUUCUUAUGAAACCAGCGAUGGAUCCCAUAGAGAAGAACAAGCAGAAUUAAAAAAUCCCGGAACUGAAAAUGAAGCACUGGCAGUUCACGGAUCUUAUACUUAUGUAGGAACUGACGGAGUGACAUACAAGGUUACUUAUGUUGCAGAUGAAAAUGGUUACAGAGCCUCUGGAGAACACAUUCCUAAAAAUUAA
Molecule: messenger RNA, 351 nt
Organism: Anoplophora glabripennis (Asian longhorned beetle)
Lineage: Eukaryota; Metazoa; Arthropoda; Insecta; Coleoptera; Cerambycidae
Product: endocuticle structural glycoprotein ABD-5-like
Exons: 3
Coding region: 1-351 (116 amino acids)
Cellular component (GO): chitin-based extracellular matrix
Molecular function (GO): structural constituent of chitin-based larval cuticle
Source: RefSeq, a predicted model, not a curated record